Messenger RNA from Petromyzon marinus (sea lamprey), 5402 nucleotides. It is a transcript of the gene HP1BP3, whose product is annotated as heterochromatin protein 1 binding protein 3. Gene Ontology annotation, molecular function: nucleosome binding; DNA binding. The record is from RefSeq and is a predicted model, not a curated record. Gene Ontology annotation, biological process: nucleosome assembly; heterochromatin organization. NCBI's taxonomy places the organism in Eukaryota, Metazoa, Chordata, Hyperoartia, Petromyzontiformes, Petromyzontidae. Gene Ontology annotation, cellular component: chromosome; nucleosome; nucleus.
GGAGGGGUAGUGGAGAAUGGUGGGGGGGGGGUGGCUGUUUUGGCGCGAUCCGGAUCCCAUUGAUAACCCGUACGAUCCGGAUCCUCACUCCUGCAAGGAUCCGGAUCCGCGUAGCGCUCCUGACUCAGUCAUGCCUUCUUUGAAGAAGAGACAAAAGCAAGGACAGUCCAAAGCAAAAGCCGAUCGUGAAGCGACUGUGCCCCCAUCUGACGGAACCGAGCCACUCGUGAGCAUGGACCCCAAGGCUGCCGACGCGGCCCCCGACGCAGACACCGAUGGUGCCGCCAACACCACAUCCACCGCCAACGACGAGGUGGAAACCGUGGACAAGGAGGCGGUGCCAGAGGGAGAGGAGGCGGGGUCUGCCGCAAAGGGGGCAGUGUCUGGGGCCAAGGGAGUGCAAGCAGCGGGUGCAGGGAAAGAUGACGGCAAGCAAAAGCGCCGCAUCAUUCCUUCCUGGGCCAGCCUCACGAGCUCCCAGAAUGCACUGGUGCAACGCGGCACGUGCCGCGUUGCGUCCAACCGACCUAAGAUGGCUGCCAUCCUGACCGAGGCGCUGCAGGCUUGCGCGCAGCGCGGCGGGGCGUCCGUGGUGGCCAUCAGGAAGUACAUCGUGGCCGAGUACCCGGGCCUGGGACUGCAGCGCCGUGGCUACCUCCUGAAGCAGGCGCUGAGCCGCGAGCGUGAGCGCGGACGUAUCCGCCAGCUCACAGGAAAAGGGGCCUCGGGCCGGAUUGAGCUGUCCAAACCAAGUGCCCGUGCAAAUGGAAAAACGGGUCCCCAGGCAGUCGUUCCUCCCACCAAGCUGGAGGAUGCCCUGCCAUUGGCGUUUACGCGCGUCUGCGUGCCCAAGGAGGCAUCGGUUGCCUUUAUCCGCAAGUACCUGCUGCAACACUAUCAGCACCUGCCCGUGGGUGACAGACCCACCAUGCUGAAGCAAGCUCUACAGCGCUGCGUUGGGAAAGGGCAGCUGGAGCAAAUCACAGGCAAAGGAGCUUCUGGGACAUUCCAGCUCUCGCCCAGGUCUCCGUUUCCACGGCAGCCACUGGAGCGCGCCAUUUCAACGGCGAUUGUGGCGAUGAAUGAGCCCAAAACGGCGUCCGCCACGGCACUACGCAAGCACUUCGCUGCGGAUGGCGUCAAGGCCCACGUGCUGAAGCGCGUGCUGCAUAAGUGCGUGCGUAACGGCUGGAUCGAUCAGAUCUCGGGUCACGGUUUCAGUGGAACCUACCGCCUCGCAUUCCCGUACUACCCCAGCCCCCUGAUUCUCUUCCCAGAGGACAAGGAUAUGCUGGAGGGCCGAGCCGGCCGAGACACAGAUGACGACAUGGAAGAUGCCAACGAGGAUGAAGAGGAGGAAGAGCAUGAUGAGGAGGACGAUGAUGAUGAGGACGAGGAGUCUGAGAGCGACUACUCUGAGCCAAAGCAUACUCGGGCACGCAAGAGACCUCGCUCGGUGCUCGCCAAGAAGACCCCGCGUCGGUCCUCCGCAUCGUCGGGCCGCGCCGCCCACGGCCGCAAGCGGAGCUCGGCCGCCAGGGCCCGCGCGCCGGCCAAGCGCGGCGCGCGGGCGAGCCGCUCCGCCGCUGCCCCGCCAGCCGCGGUCGCCACCCCUGCCAAGCAGGUGGCGUCGCGAGGCAGGGCCGCCCCCGCCGGGCGGCAAAAACGCGGCGGCCGCGCGUCACGCGGCGCCGGCGCCGCCGCCGCCGCCGCCGCGCCGGCGCCCCCCACCGUCGCCGCUAAGGCUGCGACCAGGUUCAAGGUCGCUUCGGCGAAGGUUCCGGCCAAAACCGCCGAGCCCAAGGCUGAAGCCGUCGCCAAGAGCGACGCGACGCCCAAAACCGCCGGCAAAAAGCAGGCGGCGGCAGGUUCUGGGGUCGCUAAGGCGAGCAAGAAAGGAUCUCCGGCCGCGCGCAAGGCCACCGCCGUGAAGGGUGUUGUUGCGGCGUCACCCGCACGAAAGAUGAGGCCCAGACGGCACUAGGCCUGUACGACGGCGCAGCCCCUGGUUAGAAAAAGCCUUGAGGUGUCUUUGAUACAGUUUUUUUCUUGUUCUUCUUUAACGUUUCGUUUUUUGGGCCUUCAUGAGUGAUAUUAACAUGUCCGGUCUCGUUGCGUGCGUGUCGCACGCUAGUUUAGCGGCACAACGGUGGUAUUUUUAUUUUUUAUUAUCUUGUUUGAGCCCGGCGUGCUUUACGACGUACACCGUGGCUCACCGACGAUUGAAGGUGCUCUGCGUGCGCGUGUGUGCACGCGCGUGCGACUCGCGCGCGUGCACAUAUUUGUUAGGAUUCCUCGGGAGUGCCUGGUUUGGGCUCCCGGAGCCCCGUGGGAUUUUGUGCCGAUCCAGGCCUCUAGUCGUAGCCACACCACGACGAGUAAUCGAGUAGUAACACAAUUGUAGUCAUGUUUAUGUAGUUGAGAUGUCCCUUGGUCCUUUUCCCUGAGGCUGUGUGAAUUCCACUUAGUUACCAGUGGCCCAUUAUUUUUUUAAUGCACUCCCUCUCUAACCCCUUUUAUGUCACAGUAUACAGUCGCCGCUAAUCUUCCAGGCAAAUUUUGUUUGCCUUCCGCCGGCAUACAUUGGCCCACUUGUCCCAAUAGCGAUGCAAAAACUUUUUUAAUGUCCAUUCUAAAGUCAGUGGACGACAUAAUGUCCCCUCUAAAAAGACAUGCAUUCAUCCCUGACAUUAACAGUGAAUGCAUUGUCAGCAGGGCAGUGUAGAGAUUGAUAUUAUGGUAGAACACAUUGCCAGACAAAUGUUGUGGUCUUCUCACUGCUAAUUCCUGGUCUCUUCUGUAAUAAAGGACUAUGAUUGAAGGGGAUCCUAUUUGAAAUAGUUUUGUUGUGUAGUUUUAUGCUGCCACCCUUCUAGCCUCUGCUGAUUAUAGGAGUUCUGGAAUUACUUUUUAUUCUCUCUGUUACAUGACUCCCAUAACAAUAAAAAUUGUGACAUCGCGGUCGGUGAUGAACAUACAAAAUAAAUCGAUUCUUGCAACGCAUUUAUUUGUUAAACUAACAUGCCAACGUGUAUCACUUUUCAUAAGGUGGGUGAACAUGGACGAGUACACCCAACAUCUGAAGAAAUAUUUAGUAACUCUGGAGAGUUUGGUGUUCAUGGCCAGGGUUGUGGCUCCCUCAAGUUAAUCGUGGCACUUGGUGUUAUGGUUUAGUUCAAAUCCCGUCACCCUUUUAUAACCAUCCGCAUUGUGCGUGUCCUGUGAAAAGCAGAUGCUAAAACACUGUCACCGUCUGCUGUGUAAGGCCAUCAUCGUAUGCAGGCCCCCACAACCAGAAUUUUCUAAAUGUUAAAAUGUCCGUCUGUUUGAUAGUUUAGUUUUUAAAAGUAAUCAUUUUCAUUUACAAUGCUUAUACAUUUUGUAUACUCUGUUAUUUUAAGUAUGUAUUGCUACUAAUAAUACAGCUAGCGUUUUGUUGUAAGCUUCACCUAGAGAAGUGUGGUAGAAGCUUGCUGCCAGCAAGGCAGAAGAACGGUAUCGAUACGGAAUGUCUUAUACCACCCUUGCUGUGUUACAUGUGUACGAUUUUAUUGUGCGCGUGUAGUCAAUGACUUCGUUUUGGCAUUGACAACAUGGCUGACAGGUUCAAAUGUGUUCACACGGAUAACGAAAUGGUUGAAAGUUAAAUAAGAACGUCACAGUCGUGAUUUUGUGUGGCUUGAACUUCCCGGUAUGUUCCUGUUGCAGAGUUAUUUUUGACCUAAUUUUAGGGAGGGAUUUUAUAUUGGAAGGAUAUUGUUUUAGCUAACUCCAAUUAGCACGGUUGGCUACGUAUGAUGCAAAAUAAGUUCAACAUGCAUACAUACAGAAACACGAAAUUAAGCUACUUUGGUUUUUGUGGUGUAAUUUUGAUAACCAUACCUUCAUUUUGUUUGCCGUUUCAAAAAACAUUAUAUAGGUAAUAAGGUUCAAUUGUCGAACAGAAGUAAGUCAGAGGGCAUUAUUAUCUUGUUUCCCUUAGGCAUGUGUUUCAAUAAAAACAAGUCAAGCAUGGAAUGGUUUUAAACUUUACUAAGCCUCGUCAGCUAAGUUUGACCGCAUUAACCAAUUCCAAUGGAUGCCCCCAUUUAAUGGGAAACGUUGAACCAGUUUCAAGUUCCAACUUCUCAGUAUCAUCAGCAAAACAUAGCUUCAGAAACCAACACGGCAUCAGUAAUGUGAAAGGAUACUAAGCAAGCUGUUGUUCGAGCGUUUAUUAAUGCCAUUUAAGAUCCAUGUUCUGUAUUCAUCACUGUUUGAUAUACCAGUGAUUUAAAAGGGAAAGGCUGUGACCGGAUUUCUUUAACAAUGGUCGAGAAGCAACCAACGUCCACAUUUGACCAAAUGUUCAAGCUUUAAGAGGGGGACCUACUCCCAUUGCUCUGCGUCCACUUCCAAACUGGGCAGUUGCGGUUGCUCCAAAUAUUCUCACUUCAUUUCUACACGUGGUGUGGAAGCAUCUGAACAGGCGUCAAUCUCAUCAUUUCUGGGCUGCAUCUUGAGUCACCGCUUAUGCGCUGUACUACUAAAGUACUCUGGAGAAGCCAUCCAUUCUGGCUUAAAGGCAAACGGUAAACUACCGUUGUCUCCCCCCCGCAGAUGUUUAAUGUAUUAAAAUAAGUUUGCCGGUCUCUCUCUUGACAGCCCUAGCAAGUAAAAUAGCAUGUAAAAGGCAAGUUCGACAAUUUUAAAUCAGCACGGGCAGUUCUGAAGAAAAAAAGAAUCCAACACUAUUAAAUAGUUAUAUUGAGACACCGUCCUAAGUGAUAAAAAUCAGAUUUUGGAAAAGGGUAUGAUCAUGAAAGAGGACACCACAAAUGACACAAUGGCUUCAUUGCUUCCAACAGCUAUUGCCAUUUCAGUACUCAGCAAUUUGUAUGGAUUUUUUUUCGUCUUCGCUGGCAAUAUUUGGAGGGGAAAGGUCUGGUGCCAGAAUGUUAUUUGCAUUGCGUGAACGUUCCAAGUUUGGCAUUCGGUACCUUUGUAUUGGCAUAACCUGGGCGAGUGUCUGCCCUGCCCUGCCUGUCAUUACACAUUCACCUUGUAAAGUGUAGCCCCAGUUAUUACUGCAUCUUGAGCUUUUUUUAAGCACACUUUCCAAGACAACAAUGUUGCCGUAACAGGACAAGCUAUGCUGAAUGCUGUAGCAAUUAUCUUAAUGUCGUGAUCGCCCAGACUUAAUAACAACGAUAACAAACUCCCUCCCUGCUGUGAUCUAUUAGAGAGUAUUUAGAUGUGUGAAGGCCCACAUAUAAUAUUGGCUUGACCAGCUUGUGUUUCUUAAUUUUCCUUUGUGUUUUUGUAAUACGCUUAGCAAAUGCAUGUGAAGUAGUACAUACUAACCAAUUGUUUUAGUUCAUAAAGAAGCAUUAAACUUUGACAUUUGAUUCCAUUCAAUGGUU